Molecule: messenger RNA, 9577 nt
Organism: Siniperca chuatsi (mandarin fish)
Lineage: Eukaryota; Metazoa; Chordata; Actinopteri; Centrarchiformes; Sinipercidae
Gene: plxnb3
Product: plexin B3
Exons: 40
Coding region: 297-5993 (1898 amino acids)
Biological process (GO): semaphorin-plexin signaling pathway involved in axon guidance; negative regulation of cell adhesion; positive regulation of axonogenesis
Cellular component (GO): semaphorin receptor complex
Molecular function (GO): protein binding; semaphorin receptor activity
Source: RefSeq, a predicted model, not a curated record
AGCCCGGCGGGACCUCCGCCGCGGAGGAGCGUCAGAAAAGCCUCCCGGCGCGGCGCGCGGCGGGGCGGGGCCUCUGUCGGACCUGUUGUGCGGCUCUCGGUGCGGAUCGUGCAGGUUUGUGUCUGCGGGUUACUGGAAGUUUCAUCGGGCCGGUUGGACUCCGGCGGACCGCAGAGCAGCCCGCGGAGCUCAGGAAACGUCCUCCUGAUGAAGAAGGUUCCUCCUCUUCCUCCUCACAUCACAGUUUCCUCAUCACAGACGCGGCAAGUUGCCUCAACAGGUAAAGAGGAGCUGCCAUGUUGGCCUCCUCCACCCCCCCGUUACUCCUCUUCCUCCUCCUCAUCCUCCCCCCUGCCUCCUACUCCGCUGAUGUCAUUGCGACCUCUGUGCGGUUGGUGGAGCUAAAUGUCGCCCCCCUCUCUCACCUGGUGCUGGACCCGGGGACGGGGCGUCUGUAUGUGGGUGGGGUCGACCACCUGUAUCAGCUGACCUCUGACCUGGAGGUGAUGUCACAUGUGAGGACCGGCCCUCAUCUGGACUCCCCGGACUGCCUCCCCCCGAUCGUCCCCCAGGACUGCCCCUCGGCCACGCCCACUCACAACCACAACAAACUGCUGCUGAUAGAGCCGGGGCAGGGGGCGGAGCCAGGGAGUCUGAUAGUCUGUGGUUCACUCUAUCAGGGGAUCUGUGACAAGAGGAGUCUGUCCAACAUCUCUCAGCUCAUCUAUCAGACGUCCAACCCCGUCGACACUCAGUACGUCGCUGCCAAUGACCCCCGAGUCUCCACCGUCGCCGUGGUGAUAACUACAGAGAACAAACAGGAGGGGGGCGAGGCUGGUGGCAUCCUGCGUUUGAUGCUAGUUGGUCGAGGCUACACCAGUAAAGGUCCCGGUGAUAUCCCACCAAUCACGACGCGGCGUCUGUUUCCGGUGGUCCCACCUCGCCGGGCGUUCUCUCAGGAGGAGGAGCUGGGGAAACUCGUCGUAGGAAGUUACUCCGAGUACAACAACCACUUUGUGAAGGCCAUCGCCCACGGCAACCACGUAUACUUCCUGUUCUCUCGACGGGACAUGUGGCACAAGAAGGAGUACCGAACCUACGCCUCCCGGCUCUGCACCUCCGACCGCAGCUUCUACUCGUACGUAGAGGUGCCGCUGCAGUGCCACGGCGGGUACAACCUAGCUCAGGGAGCGUGGUUAGGAAACCACUCAGGUGAACCCGCUCUGUUCGUUGUCAUGGCAGCGGGACAAGCAUCCACACCUGUAGCAACAGCUCGCUCAGCGCUGUGUGUUUAUGGGAUGGCAAAGCUGGACGCCAUGCUGCGGAAAGCACAGGAAGUGUGUUAUACAGAGGGAGGACGAGGCAGCAGCGGACAGGAAGAGGCCUACAUCGAAUACGCCGUGUCAUCAAAAUGUCUGAAACUACCCAAGGACUCUCUCUCAGAGUACCCCUGUGGGGGGGAACACACCCCGAACCCCAUCGCCAGCGCUGUGCCGCUCCCGGCCAGGCCCACCUUCACCUCCACCACCCAGCUGACUGCUGUCACCACGGCAACAGAGGCGGGACACACCAUCGCCUUCCUGGGAGACAGAGAGGGACAACUGCACAAGGUGUUGGUGCGCUCUGAUUGGUCAGGUGAUCUGUACGGCAGUCUGUUGGUGGACAGCGACAGUGCGGUCAGCGCUGACCUCCUAUUGGACGACAGCCAGCAGCACGUCUAUGUUUUAACCAACAGCAGGCUGUCGAAGGUUCCUGUGUCGUCAUGUGAGAGACAGACAGACUGUCAGUCCUGUCUCGCUGUCAGAGACCCGUACUGCGGCUGGUGUGUCCUGGAGGGACGAUGUUUCCGUAAACAUCAGUGUCAGCGCCACAUGCAGCCCAACCAUUGGCUCUGGAGCUUUGAACCGACCAAUCAGUGUGUGACAGUGCAGAGCCUGCAGCCGGCCAAUCAGAGCAAAGACGAGCAGACACAGGUAAUGCUGUCAGUCGUCCAGCUUCCUGCCCUCACUGAGGCGGAGUCUCUGUCCUGCGUCUUCGGGCUACUCCCACCUCAGCCUGCCAUCGUCACGGGAACCAGCAUCACCUGUCAAUCACCUGCGCCGGAGCUCCUCCCGCCCAUGCUAACAGGAAGUGAUCACAUGAUCGUGCCCGUGUCACUGAUGUUUGGUCAUGUGACCAUCACCACGGGCAACAUGACCUUCUACGACUGUGGAGCUGUGAGUCGACUGAACCAGAGCUCCCAGUGUCUGGCGUGUGUCAGCAGUGUGUGGAGGUGUAACUGGUGUCCUCUGGAUCAACUCUGCACUCACAACCACAGCUGUCCCAACCAACACAUCAUCCUCAACCAGAGAGAGUCUCCUGGUCCCACUUCCUGUCCUCUGGUCUUCGCCCUGCAGAGUUCUGCCUUAGUGCCGUUGGGCCUGAGCACCACUGUGGUGCUGCAGGGACGAAACCUGGACGUCUACACUAAUGAAGCUCAGUAUGUGUGUGUUGUAGAAAUUGAAGGAGUCCAGUUCAAUCUGACAGCUGCUGUAGAGAAAACACACGAGAACACACACACCUUCACCUGCAGCCCACAUCAGUUCCAGUAUGCUGUCAGUCAGCUUCAGUAUUUGGCUCCUGUCUAUCUGCGUAGAGGAGACAGACGCAUCGACGCCUCACCUGGCCUCCGACUCCAGCUGUAUGACUGCUCAGCCGGCCAAUCAGAUUGCUCACAGUGCAGGGCGGUGCCGGAGGAGUAUGGCUGCGUGUGGUGUCCAGGAAGCCCUGCCCCCAGCUGUGUAUACAACCAAUCCUGUACCAGUAUACCUGCAGACACCUGCCCACCUCCUCAGAUCUCACAGGUGCUACCUGUCUCUGGUCCUCUGGAGGGCGGAGUCCUGGUGACGAUCACAGGGUCAAAUCUGGGGAUGAGGUACCAGGAUGUGGUGGGCGGAGUAACAGUGGCAGGUGUUCAGUGUCAGCCUCAACCUGAAGGAUACCGGAUUUCCACCAGGGUUGUGUGUGAGCUGCAGCCCAGUGGGAAGCAGAGGGAGGGGCCUGUCCUGGUUACCGUGGGAACAACUCCACCUGGAAGGUCAACACAGAUCUUCACCUAUCAGGACCCGCAGCUCCUGAACCUGGUGCCUGAUAAAGGUCCAGUCUCUGGAGGAACCAGACUGACAAUCAGAGGACGGCAGCUGCUGACCGGACAAAAGUCUGACCUGAGCGCCUUCCUGGGCCCCCAGCCCUGCUACAUUGUGGAGGAGGUGAAUGACACCCAGUUGGUGUGUCAGACCGGUUCCAGUAAUCAGACUGGUGGAGUCACAGUUCAGGUUUUUUUUGGUAAAGCAGAGAGAACUGUUCCUAACGUUACUUUCCGUUACCUUGACAACCCUGUCAUCACUGACGCCACACCUGCAGAGAGCUUCUACGCAGGCGGCCGUGUCAUCAUGGUGACGGGCAGGAACCUGGACGUCGUGCAGCAGCCAAUCAUAGCGGUGUGGGUGGAGCCUCUGGAGGACCAGAGGGUGAAACGGAGAAGACGAUUGGCUCUUCUUACCGCCAAGCAGCAGCUGGUCUUCAACAGCACCAUGACAACGGUGUCGGAGCGCUGCUCUGUCCUGUCAUCCUCUCAGAUGACCUGUCCAACCCCCACAGUGACGCCAGAGGUCAAAGUGAAGGGUGUCUGGUUUCAGCUGGACAAUGUCAGAGUCCACUAUGAAAGCAUCAAGGGAAAAAGCUUCACUUAUUAUUCAAACCCGGAGAUUUUUCGUCUGAAUCGAGAAGCUCCACAUGCUCCGUAUCGCUUCAAGCCCGGAGGCGUGAUCGCUGUGGAGGGUCAGGACCUGACCAGAGCCAUAUCCAGACAGGAAGUGACGGCCUGGCUCGGAGAUCAGGAGUGUGAGGUUAAAACUCUGGACAACACUCACCUGUACUGUGAACCUCCAGAGAUCCAACCAAUGAGUGUGGACGACAGCAACGAGCUGCCCAGCCUCAAGGUGUUCAUGGGAAACCUGCAGAUGGACCUGGGACUGGUUCAGUACGACAGUGACUCUCUGCUGUCUCCUGUCCCAUUGGCAGCUCAGAUAGGUUUGGGGGUGGGAGCAGCUGUCAUCAUCCUGUCAGUGCUGGUCGUCAUCCUGAUGUACAGAAGGAAGAGUAAACAGGCUCUCAGAGAUUAUAAGAAGGUUUUGCUGCAGUUGGAAACUCUGGAGAUCAACGUGGGAGACCAGUGUCGCAAAGAGUUCACUGACCUGAUGACAGAGAUGAUGGACCUGAGCAGUGAUGUUGGAGGACCAGGACUCCCCCUGCUGGACUACAGGACGUAUGCAGAGAGAGUCUUCUUCCCUGGCCAGCAGGUGGUGCCGCUGAGCCGCCAGCUGGACCUGCCAGAGUCCCGGAGGCAGACUGUAGAGCAGGGCCUCCAGCAGCUCAACAACCUGCUCAACAACAGACUCUUCCUUACCAGGUUUAUCCACACUCUGGAGGCCCAGCAGGGUUUCUCUCAGAGAGACCGGGGUUACGUUGCCAGUCUGCUCACCAUGGCACUGCAUGAUAAACUGGAAUAUUUCACAGAGGUCAUGAAGAGUCUGCUGCAGGACCUGGUGCAGCAGUAUGUUGCCAAGAACCCCAAACUCAUGCUACGCCGGACGGAGACAGUCGUAGAGAAGAUGUUGACCAACUGGAUGUCGAUCUGCCUCUACUCCUUCCUCAAGGAGGUGGCAGGGGAGCCUCUCUACAUGCUCUACAGAGCCAUAAAGUAUCAGGUGGAUAAAGGGCCGGUCGAUGUUGUGACGGGAAAAGCCAAACGAACGCUGAAUGACAGCCACCUGCUGCGCGAGGAUAUUGACUACUGUACUAUGACUCUGACUGUGUUGGUGAAGAAUGGAGUCGAGGUUCAACCUUGUCCUGUUAAAGUGCUCGACACCGACACUAUCACACAGGUGAAGGAUAAGAUCCUGGAUCAGGUCUACAGAGGAGCUCCGUUCUCUCAGAGACCAGCAGCCGACAGUCUGGACCUGGAGUGGCGAUCAGGUCAGGCGGGUCACCUGACCCUGUCAGAUGAUGAUGUCACAGCGGUGGUUCAAGGUCGCUGGAAACGACUCAACACUCUGCAGCACUACAAGGUUCCAGACGGAGCAACAGUUGCUCUGAUUCCUCGUUCUCAGAGUUCAGGUGGAGUUGGAGUCAACCAGGUCUUCCAGACUGGAGAGAAAACGCCGAUGCUGGAGGGUGAGGAGGAGGAGGGUCUGCGUCUGUGGCACCUGGUGAAGAGCAGCGAAGAUCCUGAAAUCCCGAAACACAGAAAGAGCAGCAUGAGGGAGAGAGAGAGAGCCAAGGCCAUACCUGAGAUUUACCUGACCAGACUGCUGUCCAUGAAGGGGACGUUGCAGAAGUUUGUGGACGACGUCUUCGUGGCGAUCCUCAGUACGAAGCGUCCUCCUCCGAUUGCCGUCAGAUUCUUCUUCGACUUCCUGGACGACAUGGCAGAGAAACACGGCAUCGACGACCCCGAGACCGUCCACAUCUGGAAGACCAACAGUCUCCCUCUCAGGUUCUGGGUGAACAUCCUGAAGAAUCCUCAGUUUGUUUUGGACGUUCAGGUGACCGACAGCAUCGACGCCGUCCUGUCUGUCAUCGCUCAGACCUUCAUCGACUCCUGCACCACCUCCGAGCACAAAGUGGGACGGGACUCUCCUGUCAACAAGCUGCUGUACGCUAGAGAGAUCCCCCGAUACAAACAGCUGGUGGAGAGGUAUUACAGUGAUAUCCACAGCGCUGCGUCCGGCUGUUAUCAGGAGAUGAACUCCACGCUGACGGAGCUGUCCGGGAGUUUUGCCUCAGAGAUGAACAGUCUUGUUGCUCUUCAUGAACUCUACAAGUACAUCAACAAAUAUUAUGACCAGAUCAUCAUGUCUCUGGAGGAGGACAGUUCAGGUCAGAAGAUGCAGUUGGCCUAUCGGCUGCAGCAGGUCGCCGCUCUGGUGGAGAACAAGGUCACUGACCUGUGAUGACCUCUGACCCUGCGACUGAAGAAACGCAGAGCCACUCCUCCGCUAAGGAAGAGGAGGAUGUAGAAGCUGAAAGACUGAAACUCUGGAAAUCAUUGGAUUCCUGUCAACACUGUGUCUUCCUGCUGUGUGUGUGUGUGUGUGUGUGUGUGUGUGUGUUGGGGAUAUAUGAGGUUUUUAAAGUCAGACUCAGGAGAUCCCAGUUCUUUAGAUUCCUUCACUCCGCAGCAGCAUUCAACCUAAACUUAAACUGACCCGAAUCCAAACCUAAUCCAAACCUAAACCCGGCGUGAGACCAACCAGAAAACGACAAUCUAACCAAUCAGAUCAGGGAACAUCAUCAUCACCUGCUGCCUUGCACUACAUUUCCCAGAGUUCCCGGCUGCUCUGCUGUCUGUGUGGAGUCAGAAAGCACAAUUUUGAUAGUUUCUCUUCUGAUCACAUGUAUUGAUUAUUGACUUGCUGAUCUCAGACAUGCUGGAUGUUUUUUAUCGACAGUAUUGCUGACAAUAUUUUUGCCUUUACUACUGAAACCAGCACAACUCUGCAUGUCAGGAGCUUUAAAGGUCCCAACAUUUAGUGAAGUGGGAGUUUUACUGAACGCAAUAACAGAAUCAGGGAGGGUUUUUUAUGAUCACAUUUUCAGUGUGAUACCAGCUUCUGCUUCUUUCUUAAUAACAGACUAAAUCUUCUACCCAGAGCUCUUCAGGUAAACUCGACCCCUGACAACCUCAGGAUCCGACCCGACCCUGGUUCCCAGUCCUUCCAGUCUUCCUCAGUUCCAGGUCGAGUCCAGAAUGACUCACUAGGUUUCUCCGGUUCGUAUAAAUUCCAGUGUAAAUUUAUUCGACAAGUGCUGAAUAUUUAUUUUUCAGCCGGUCACGCUGCAGAUCAGUGGUUUGGAGGAAGGAUGAGGGAACGUGGCCCGGUGACACUUGUUACUAUAGAGACCGUAGCGCUACCUUAGUGCCAUCGAGGUUACCUCUGUCUUCUGACUUCAUGACGAUGAUGAAAGUGUUUUUCAAAGAUGGAAAAUUAAGUAAUUGUUACAAGUGUAGAUAAGAUAGGAUCUUAAGAUGGUGUUUGAAUUGGACCAUGUUCAGAAGCGGUCUAAUUGGUUUCUAGUAGCCAAAACCAAACCACAGACCCUUGCCUAGUGCCACUCGGUUUUUUUUUAAUGGACCAGCUGGUCUCAGGUUCAGGUAACAUAAGGUAGGAUCCUUUUUGAAUCUGGUACGUUUUAUAGAGUUAUGAAGACUUCUACUCUCAAUCACAGCGCAGUCCGGCCAACAAACAGACCAAUCAGAGCCAGACUCGAACGAUUCAUCACAAUCAGUGGAUUCAUCUGGUCAAUGUGAACAAAACUUAAUGAUCAAGGUCAAGGUUUGUGACCUUUACAAGGUCACAUUUUAUUUAUGUGACCAGGUCCUGACACAAAGAAACAUACUAACCAUUAACUAACACGUUGAAAACAGAAGGAUGAGCGGAAACUAGAAUCACACUGAAGAUAAAGUUGAACUGAAACAUUAAAGUUGAACCUGCUGAAUGAACAAAGAACAAAGAGCUGGUCGAUGAGAAAAACAAUCUGAAAUCGGGGGGGGGGGGGUUAAACUGUGUUUGUGUGUGUUUGUGUGUUAGCUAUUAUAUGUGUACAUACUGUAAGUCCUAUUUAUACCUAUUUAUCCCAGCUGUGCCUUCACUCUUGCAGCUAGGUGGCACUGUCUGUCCUGACAGCAGCCUUAUUGAUCAUGUGUCCCAGUGCAUCAUGGGAAGAUAAAUUAAUUUUAAUGCUGAACUCUUAUUGAACCAGGGAGGGAAAACAGCAGCGACUUACACAAACCCUCCCAGCUUGAGUAUCACUGGAUAUUUGCUAUAACAGCUAGCACAACAUUUGCUAUAUUGCAGAGCACCUAGCAUAACAUUAUGCUAGGUGCUCUUAACUAGCUGUUUGUUGCUGGUAUAAUAUAUAUAUCUGAAAUUGUACAGUUAGUAUAACACCUGGUGUGUUUGAAACUAGCUGUCUGUGGUUAGUAUAUCGUCUCAUAUCUACAACAACUAGCAGUCCAAAUAUGCUAGCUCUUUGUUUAAGCUUGUAUAAACAGUGUUAUGCUAACUAAAAAUAGCGAUGAUUGUUGUCUUCAGGAGGAUGAAACUGUAAUAUCACUCAACAAACAGUUACAACCAGCAAGCACGUUUGGUGCAACAUAUAGCGUCACAUCAACGCCAACAGUGUGUGUUGCCCUUUAUGAUGCUGUUUUUAGCUAGCUGAUGCUACAAUAGCAACACAGCUUUGGCUACCAACAGCUAGCAUAUCCCUGACUUUUAGUUACUUAUCCUUAGUUGAUGUAACAUUUGCAAAGCUACACAUUAUUGUUUAGCUCUGAUAUCAAUCAGCUGUACUGUCACACAGGCUGAAUCCAAAUAUCCGAACUUCCCUGCACUCGGACUCUAUUUCUACGUAAAGCAGCAAAUAACUGUCAGUAUGAAGAAACUGUUCAGACAAAAACCCUGAGGUUACAGGGUCAAUAACCUGGAAACAAGUCAGGUCUAAAGUCUCCGUGCAGUUCAUGUCCUCGCGGCCUCAGAGUUGAAGACUCAGUCUGCAGGUCCAGAGGUGGAAGGUUUGGAUCCAGUCUGGAGAUUAUUAGUUCAGUUUGUUGUUUUAGCUGUCGGUGUGUUUUCUCUGUGUGGCGUUGUCACAAAGUGAAGAUUCAGCUGGUGUGGACGACCUGUCACAGUUUUAUUUAGUCUUCGUGUGCAACUCUGCUGUCCGCCACAGCGGACAGGACGCUUCCUGGACUCGUGCUGUAGGUGUUUCACUGGAAAUGGACUCAAACUGAGACUGAACCCAUCGGGCAAUAAAUCAACAGUCUGUCGGUCAGCACUCGUGUCUGCUGCUGAACCGAAACAGGAAAUUGACAGAUUUAGUUAUAAAAUGAGAAGUUUGUUGAAUGACUGAUCGCAGCUUCUGUACUUUUCUUCUUCUUCUAAUAUUUCUGGUGAUUAUUGCUGUUUAAUCUGAAUGUCUCUCCUCUGUGUUUUUGCCUUGCAAGUUUUUUGAGCCUGUGUUUGACCCGUAGUUGUAGUUCUCUGAUCAGAUUAGACUUCUGCAUGCGUGUGAUGAUGAUGAUGAUGAAGAUAUACGGUGCUUCUAAAAGCUUUUUUUUUUUUUAAAUAAAGACAAGAGGCGGAGCUCCAGCCCUGUCACUGAUGAUGUGUGUAAAUGGAGGACGUCCCGGUCUCUGUACAGUUUUCUAAUCUUCUGGGACACGAUGAGGCAGAUCCUCAGCUCUGAUUGGUCGAGCUCUGUUUGUUACUGAAACGUUUUUUCUACAAGGGAAUAAAAACUUUAAAGGGUUUGUAUAAAAUAAAUCCAGGAUCAGUUGUAAUGAAGCACAGACUGCUUUCCUACUGACUGUGUACAGUUUGCUAACAGUGUGUAAAUGUGCCUGUAAAUACCUGUCUGAGGAUGAGGAUGAGGAUGAAGACGAGUCAGUCUGCAAUGGAAAUGUUUUUAUUGUGAAGAGGCAGGAGGCCAAACACAAUUUGUAUCAUGUAAAAAUAAAGUUAUAAUUUUAACAGUU